AAGUGCAGGAUGAUGCUUCAAUAUCAUGGAGAAAGAGGAAAAAACACUUCUUUAUUUUGAGUAAUUCUGGCAAACCAAUAUAUUCCAGAUAUGGAGACGAGCACAAGCUAGCAGGUUUUUCAGCAACACUUCAAGCCAUCAUUUCUUUUGUGGAGAAUGGGAGAGAUCGCAUCAAUUUGGUGAGAGCAGGAAAGCACCAGGUAUGUUUAUAUUUUCUCUGUGCUCAGGUAAAAAAUUAGUGUUUGUUGAGUUUUCAACUUGAUGAUAAAUACAUUAAUUAGAACAGCUUUAUCAUCAUCUUGGCUAUUUAAUCUUAACAUGGUAAUUGUAAAUUCCUAAUAUUAUAUCUUUCAUCUGAAAUAUUUCAAGAGUACAACAAAAGGAAGCUGCAAGUUGAUUUGCAGUGAACUUUGAAUAUAGCUGUCUUGUUGGUGGUUGUUUUAACCAUGGUUAAGGAUACAGUCCAAUCAAUCAGAGCAUAUUUAGUUCUCUUCGUGCUUGCAGAUACUAAUCUUCUGAUUUUGAUAUUACAAAAUCCAGUCCUUUUAGUUCUUUAAUCAGUAUAAUGAGACACUGACGAAAUUUUGUGUCCAGGUGGUCUUCCUUGUUAAGGGACCAAUUUACUUAGUUUGUAUCAGUUGCACAGAAGAACCAUAUGAAUCAUUAAGGGGCCAAUUAGAGCUUAUUUAUGGUCAGAUGAUACUUAUCUUAACAAAGUCCAUAAACAGAUGUUUCGAGAAGAAUCCCAAGUUUGAUAUGACACCUUUGCUUGGAGGAACAGAUGUUGUUUUCUCAUCUCUCAUCCAUUCCUUCAGUUGGAACCCAGCUACAUUUCUUCAUGCAUAUACUUGUCUUCCUCUUGCUUACGCAACAAGGCAAGCAGCAGGUGCUAUAUUGCAAGAUGUGGCUGAUUCAGGUGUUCUGUUUGCCAUACUGAUGUGUAAACACAAGGUAAAGCUUCCUAACCUCCCCUCCCCCUUUUUUUUGAAGUUUGGUACAUGGUCCUUGAAAUAUUAUUUGUAUUCAUGAUAAUCUCUUAUCUAGUUUUGGUAAACACUGUUUUCUGUUCAGAGCAUUUUGACGACUUGAAGCUUAUUUCAGGUUGUUAGUCUUGUUGGUGCACAAAAAGCGUCUCUUCACCCAGAUGAUAUGUUGCUACUUUCAAACUUUGUAAUGUCAUCAGAAUCAUUUAGGACAUCUGAAUCGUUCUCACCAAUUUGCUUACCAAGAUAUAAUCCCAUGGCGUUUUUGUAUGCUUAUGUCCACUAUCUAGAUGCUGACACAUAUUUAAUGUUGUUGACUACUAGUUCAGAUGCUUUCCACCAUCUUAAAGAUUGCAGGUAAACUUUGUUUUCUUAGUUUGAUUGUGGCAUCAGUAACUUGAGAUGUUUAGAAUGAAUGGGAAUGUUGUUCUAUCAUUGGCUUAAAGUAGAAAAUGUGUUAACUUGUGUGCAGAUUAUAGUACACUAUUUUCUUCAUUGUUAGACAGAUGACAAAUUUGACUGCAAUUGUUUAGGAUACGUAUAGAAAUGGUUCUUUUGAAGUCAAAUGUUCUCAGUGAAGUUCAGAGAUCUGUGAUAGAUGGUGGGAUGCGUGUUGAGGAUUUAGCCACUGAUGCAUUGCCACGAUUGGGAUCAUCUCCUCAUCUAGGACACCAUAGGCUCCCAACAGAUUCUCCUGAUAGAUUUAGGGAACCAGUGGUUGGCACUGGUGGCCCUGGUGGACUUUGGCAUUUCAUUUAUCGUAGCAUAUAUCUGGAUCAAUACAUAUCCUCAGAGUUCUCACCACCACUGACCACUGCCCAACAACAAAAAAGGUGGCCCUGAGUUUUUCUCUGACUUUAUUGGAAGUUCUUUCAUGGUGAUAGAGAUUCUUGUUGUUGGCUUUGUUGCUGUUUGAAAUGUGUUAACUAGUUUCUUCCUUUGCAGGUUAUAUAGGGCCUACCAGAAACUUUAUGCUUCCAUGCAUGAUAAAGGAAUAGGGCCCCACAAAACUCAGUUUAGAAGAGACGAAAAUUAUGGUAAUUAUUUGGUUUUGUUGACAUCUUCAAAUAUAAAAUGAUGGGUAAAAGUUACAUUUAUCAGAUUUUCUGAUGUCCUCUCAUAAUUUCACUUGUAUAAGUUCAUCAGCAGAUGAACAGCACUUGUAUAUAUUUACAUGUUUUUUUCUACUGAAAGGCUUUACCAGGGAAUUUAUGUAAUCUCUUGAUGUGGCAGUUUUACUCUGCUGGGUCACCCAAGAUUUUGAAUUCUAUGCGGCAUUUGAUCCACUGGCAGACAAGGCAGUGGCAAUAAAGACUUGCAACCGGGUUUGUCAAUGGGUGAAAGAUGUGGAAAAUGAGGUCUUUUUGCAGGGAGCAAGCCCUUUUUCAUGGUGAUGUUGAUUUUGUAACAAAAAAAAUUGUACUCUACUUUUGUUUUAUCCAAUAUAGUCCCCUCCCUCCUAGAUGAAUUUUUUUUUUUUCCCACACAAUUAAAAUGCUUUCAUACCAAUAGUUAAUCAGUAUAAAUUUCAAUGAUUCAUCUUCUAAAGUUAUGUAUUCUUGUUUUUAUUUGUAAGUUGAAAGAAUGCAAUAAGUCAUUUGAGGCAGAACUCUUAUCUUUACCCUUUUUCUCUAUUCUGAUGUAUGAACAAGGAAAAAGUGGUAUGCAAGUUGGAUUAUAUCGGACUGCAAA
Messenger RNA from Rubroshorea leprosula, 2675 nucleotides. The record is from the annotation of a GenBank genome assembly. NCBI's taxonomy places the organism in Eukaryota, Viridiplantae, Streptophyta, Magnoliopsida, Malvales, Dipterocarpaceae.